AUGGACGAGGUCGUCAGGAUGACCGUUCCACCGACACUGCCGGCGAAGACUCAGCCCCGAGACGCGAGUCAGGUUGCUCGACAGACUGUGUCAAUCCGGGCUGUUUCUAGUCCCCCCACGGCUCCUCUGAGCACAGGGGCCGGAGCAACGGUAUUUGUCGGACUGGCUGCUCCUGGCGUCGAUUCCGCGGCAACCUGUAGAAGAAGAAUCCCGGAAGUGCAGGCCGCGAACGGCUACGGCAAGCAGAGCAGCGUCAAGUCGGUUCAGACCGCGCAGAACGAGCAACAACUGCAGUACGAGCAACAGCAACAGCUUCAUCAUCAUCGUAAUAAUAAUCAUCAUUAUCAUCAUCAUCAUCAUCAUCAUCACCAUCAACAGCAGCAGCAGCAAGCGGCACACGUGGUGAAGAUCAAGAUCAACCCGGAUGGUGACAAGAACGGCAGGGUGAUAUCGACCGUACGAUUGACGUUGGACGAGAACGUCGGCCACGAAGCCGAGCUGGGGAACGGGAUCGCGUGCGAACGUUCGAGCAAGCGUGACCUCGGUGUGGUCGUGAGUGCGACGAAUCUGGUGAACGAGCAGCGUUGUGGAAGUGCCGGUGACGGCUGUGUCAGGAUCAGUGUUGGCUCGAACACUUUUGCACGCGGCAACAACGACAGCAACGACGAUAGCAGCAAGGCCAGCCGAAACUGCGACGACCUCACCCCGGGCGCAGACAUGGUUCACCGCGACACCUCCGAGCCUCUGAACACGUCCUCCUCGAACAAUCGUUCGAGCGCUUGCUUCUACUACAACACCGGCUAUCCCGGCCAGUUGAACGGCAUGGUGAUGUCCAGCGGGCAGUGUUCGCCGAGCGACACGUUGGACAGCGGGACCUGCAGCGAUCUGGACGGCACACCGCCGCCACUUCCCAAGAAGAAGAACAACGCCAGUACGGUCAUCCUCGCGAGUAAUCAGCACAAUCGCACCGGAAGUCUGACCAGCAGCGGAGCGGAGGUCGACAGCGACGACAACGAGAGCAACAUCAGCUGCGAUUCUCUGAACGGUGGCGAGCUGAGCGACGGAGUAACCGUCGGCCGCGGGGUCGAGGCCGAUCGAACGUCCUUGGAGUAUCAACAACGCGCGGACAAUCAUCGUUCGAAGAAUGGGAUGUCGGAUAAUUCGAGAUACAGCGACUCUGAACCGAUCGUGACUCCACCGAACAGACUGGACUCGUCAUCGAACGAAGAUCGAAACGAUGAACGAACGGACUCGUGCUCGGCCAAGGGUUCUCCCAGCGUCUCUCCCUCGCCAUCCGGUGCGUCCUCCUUGUCGAAAGCUUCCUCCACACCGAGGAUCAGGAGCCCCGACCCGAACAUAGAGCAAAAUGGCAGGCUGUCGUCUUCGUCUUCGUCUUCAUCUUCAUCUUCGUCGUCGUCGUCGUCGUCGCCGGUGGUGAGAGAAUGCACGUACGAGGAGAGGAAGCAAGAACAGGAGAGAUUGGAGCAGGAGUUGGUUGCCGGCGACGUGGACACCAGCGUGAAUCCAGUGACCGGGAAGAAGUACGUGUACGAGUACGACAGGUUCUACAAGUUUCACGUGAACGAACUGAAGGGCAACAAUAAGGACGGCAGCAGGGCAGGAGGGGUGGUGUCCGGCGACAAGGACACCGACGAAUGUUUCGCCGGCUACAAGAUCCUCGAGAAGGAAGCCAUACGUAGUGCCAAGGGAACUGUGCGCGGUGUGAAAAACAGGGUGCGCGCUGGGAUCGCCACGUUCCUUCAGAAACCAUCCUCUCAGGUUCGUAUCGCGAAGCUUUCCGGGUACACGGGAAAUCUCUGUUGUAUCGUAUCGCAUCGUAUCGUAUUGUAUAUACGCGCUCCGAGCUGCCUAGGAAUUUCUGUUGCGUGCCAAUUAACCGGCCGAUCCUAG
Heterotrigona itama is the source of this 1911-nucleotide messenger RNA. NCBI's taxonomy places the organism in Eukaryota, Metazoa, Arthropoda, Insecta, Hymenoptera, Apidae. The record is from the annotation of a GenBank genome assembly.